UUCAUUUAUCGGCCAUUAUAACUGCCGAUACCGAUAUUAUGGAAAAUGCCGAUAUAUCGGUCUGGCUCUAAUUUAAACAUGUUUAAUCAUUGCUAAUCAUUUCAUUUUCUAAAGCAGAGACUGUUGACCAGUGGCCUGAGGUUGGUAAGUCUUCACUUGACUUUAUUCGGCCUGAAAUACAGGAGUCGACAUUUAAAGUGGAUCAAAACCUUUCAUUAAAUUUAUACAUGAAUUUUCUUGUCUUAGGACAACUUUUGAACCACUUCAAUUGUUGACUACUGUAUUAAAAUGACAUGCAUGAGCUGUUUUUGUGCUCUGUGGGUAUGAUGAUGAUAUUAACCCUUUAACGCCUACUAUAUCAUGUUUGAUACAUGAGCGUCUAAGGCCUAUAAAUCUGUUGUACACAAUUUACUAAAUGCUUUCUAUUGGCUGAUUGAUAGUUUAUCGGUUUUUUAAAGCACGAAAAAGGCAUUUUAGUGUAAUUUUAAAAGUGUUCAACUUGUCCUUUUACUGUGAAAUACGUUAUGAUUUUUAUAAAGCAAACGUAAGACUUUAUAUUGAACACUUGGACUGAAGCAACUUGAUCUUACUUACUUGAUCACCCAUACAUCAUUUUUUAGGAAAGGCAUGUUAGAAUGUGAAUAUCAAAUAUGAUCAUCAGGCUUUUGAGGAAUGUUUAUUAGCUCAUCUCUCAAUCAUUGUAUUAUGGUUUGCCCUCACAACUAAAAAACUAAACCGCUUUGAUCAUUAAACUAAGCUAAGGUAGUUAUAGAGUGACGACUGAUACUGUAUUUCUAUGCAUUUAAUGUAAGUAUAUGCUGUACUGUUAUAAAGAUCUCAUUGGUUUACAUUAAAAGCUACCUCAUGUUACUUUUUUGGACAUAUAAAUAACAACAUUUGCUCCAAAUUGCAUAUUUUACUCCAUUUUGGGCCUCUGAAUUUGUCGCAUAAUUUAGUUGGGUCAAAAACUGAGUAAAACAAGCAGUGUGCAUAUGUAGCAGGUCUCAGUUCUGUGCAUACAGAAAAAGUGCGUACUGAGUACAGUAUACUAUAAUAUGUACUGAAGAAAGUAGGACUGUAUGCUAUUAAGAACUUAGUGUUGUUAGAACCUUUAGUUCAACCAAGUAGAGUUUGGCAAGAUUAAGUAUUGUCUUGUCUAUGUAAUAUAUUAAGCCAGCAGUUUUACACUAGUUUUCACAGUCAUGAAGGCAGAAGAGCAUCUGUGUGGGCGGGGUCUACUUACGCUCGUCACUUGAGCGAUGAUGACAUCACCGAGCUUACGUAGAGACAAUGUCCCUGUCGUUGCUCCAUGAAUCGAGAGUGUGGAUCACGUCUCAACAUCAAGGUGUGAAGACAGGAGCUGGAGAGGUUUGAAGGACGUUGAGUUGUGUUCGAGUGUAUUCCAGCAGCAUGUCCAUCUCCAGCACACCCACCAGUAAUGAUGCCUGUCUGAGCAUCGUCCACAGUCUCAUGUGCCAUCGACAGGGAGGAGAGAGCGAGACGUUCGCCAAACGAGCGAUAGAAAGUUUGGUGAAGAAGCUGAAAGAGAAGAAAGAUGAGUUAGACUCUCUGAUCACUGCCAUCACGACGAACGGAGCUCAUCCCAGUAAAUGUGUGACUAUACAGCGCACGCUAGACGGGAGACUGCAGGUGGCCGGUCGUAAAGGGUUUCCUCAUGUCAUAUACACACGGCUGUGGCGAUGGCCCGAUCUGCACAAGAACGAGCUGAAGCAUGUGAAGUACUGCCAGUUUGCCUUUGACCUGAAAUGCGACAAUGUGUGUGUGAACCCGUAUCACUAUGAGAGGGUCGUGUCUCCAAGCAUCGAUCUGUCUGUCCUGACUCUGGGUGGCCCAGGUCCGAGUGGAGAGCUCAUGGUGAAGGACGAGUUUGAGGGUCAGCCGUCACAUUCAUCGGCUGAUGGAGGUCAUAGUAUUCAAACCAUCCAACACACUGGCGCCUCCUCUGCUCCACCCGACGCUUUCAACAGCCCCGCCCUCCUGCCCCCAGCUGACUCCACAAGCUCCGCCUCCACUUCUGCAUUCACCAGUAUGGCUGCCGGACCACCCAAUGCCCCCAGCUCAUGGCCCAGAGGAACUAGUUUCCCUCCCAGCAUCCCCCAUCAGAACGGGCACCUGCAGCAUCACCCUCCCCUGCCUCACACGGGCCAGUACUGGUCAGUCCACAAUGAGCUGGCGUUCCAACCGCCCAUAUCCACACAUCCAACUCCAGAUUACUGGUGCUCGAUUGCAUACUUUGAGAUGGACAUUCAGGUGGGCGAGACGUUUAAGGUGCCCUCCAACUGUCCCGUCGUGACAGUGGACGGUUAUGUGGACCCUUCAGGAGGAGAUUGCUUCUGUCUCGGCCAGCUGAGUAACGUCCAUCGCACCGAGGCCAUCGAGAGAGCCCGGCUUCAUAUCGGUAAAGGUGUCCAGCUGGAGUGUAAAGGAGAGGGUGACGUGUGGGUGCGCUGCCUCAGUGAUCACGCAGUGUUUGUGCAGAGUUAUUAUCUGGACCGCGAGGCUGGACGAGCUCCGGGUGACGCCGUCCACAAAAUCUACCCCAGUGCCUACAUCAAGGUGUUUGACUUGCGUCAGUGUCACCGGCAGAUGCAGCAGCAGGCAGCGACGGCUCAGGCUGCAGCGUCUGCGCAGGCGGCUGCGGUGGCGGGGAACAUCCCGGGACCGGGCUCUGUGGGUGGCAUCGCCCCUGCUAUCAGUCUGUCCGCGGCGGCAGGCAUCGGCGUGGACGACCUGCGGCGUCUCUGCAUCCUGCGCAUGAGUUUCGUGAAGGGCUGGGGUCCUGAUUACCCUCGUCAGAGCAUCAAGGAGACCCCGUGCUGGAUCGAAAUUCAUUUACACCGGGCCCUUCAGCUCCUGGACGAGGUUCUGCACACCAUGCCUAUAGCCGACCCACAACCUCUGGACUGAUGAUCGGACAUGUAGAACAGUGCAUGAAUCAUAUAGCACAAAACGUCUUCAGCCGUGGCGUCUCACAUAAGAUUGAAAACCAGCAAAUGCUGCAAUACAACACUAGAUCAAACCGAACUGUUUUUUUAAAACCUUCACUUUUGAUGUUCACAUAGAAGAUGGACUCGUUUGGAAAUGAUAUCGUAUUGCAUUUUAAUCCAGUGUCGUCAUGAGUUUCGGAUCUAUACACACUGUAGCCAAAUACACACGUCAGAGAUUAAUCCUGUUAUGCGCAACACAAGAUGAACCAUGUGCUAAUCCUUUUUAUUUAUACCACAUAGUUUAUGAGCAAUUUACUAAGAAAUUCAUUCAGGUUAUCGUUCAUCAUAGUUCGUAAAACCGUUUUCCUUUAUUGCACAUAAUUGAAAGGUUUUUCAAACACAAACAUUCCGAAUAUAAAUUGUUGCGUUUCAUAAAUGAUGGUUCAUGUAAAUUGAAGACAGUCAUUUAUGCAAGAAUGGUUUUUACCAACUAUUUACGGAGAAAUUCUGGAUUACGUAACUCGUGAAACCAUUCCUCUGUAAACAAUUUUUGUAAGAAUGAUUUAAUGAAGAAAAAAAAUCUGCUUGUUUUACAUGAAUGAGGCCGUUUUCAUAUUUACAGAAAGUAUACAGAAAUUCGGGAUUACUUAAAGGAGUGGUUCACUUUU
This is a messenger RNA of Pimephales promelas (fathead minnow), 3616 nucleotides long. It is a transcript of the gene smad4b, whose product is annotated as SMAD family member 4b. Gene Ontology annotation, cellular component: heteromeric SMAD protein complex. Gene Ontology annotation, biological process: transforming growth factor beta receptor signaling pathway; BMP signaling pathway; SMAD protein signal transduction. The record is from RefSeq and is a predicted model, not a curated record. Gene Ontology annotation, molecular function: DNA-binding transcription factor activity, RNA polymerase II-specific; RNA polymerase II cis-regulatory region sequence-specific DNA binding; I-SMAD binding. NCBI's taxonomy places the organism in Eukaryota, Metazoa, Chordata, Actinopteri, Cypriniformes, Leuciscidae.